Dinoponera quadriceps is the source of this 8358-nucleotide messenger RNA. RefSeq lists its product as uncharacterized. Bases 500 to 4939 code for a protein of 1479 amino acids. The transcript is spliced from 14 exons. The record is from RefSeq and is a predicted model, not a curated record. NCBI's taxonomy places the organism in Eukaryota, Metazoa, Arthropoda, Insecta, Hymenoptera, Formicidae. Gene Ontology annotation, molecular function: protein kinase activity; ATP binding. Gene Ontology annotation, biological process: protein phosphorylation.
ACGGCCUGAAUAUGUCGACCGACCGCGGUGCGGGGUAUGCGCGCAACGUACGCUAAGAUACAUCUGCGAACAUGAGCGUGGCGAAUUCCGUCGGUUGAGCGCGUCCGGUUCGUGUCAGCGGCAUCGCGUCGUCGAGGAGUCGGGACGGCGGCGGCCACUGCUGCGUAACUGUAUUCGCCGUCCGGAGAUCCAGAUCAGGUCUCCGGAGGAGGACGACGACAACGAGGAGCAGCAGGAGGAGGAGGAGGUGUUGGUGGUGGCGGCGGCGAAGGAGGAGGAGGAGAAGUCCAGUUGCGAGAGAGCGAGCGAGCGAGCGAGUGCCGUGUCGUGCCGUACCGCGUCGUAUCUUACGAAGCGCGAGACACUACACCUCUCCUGAUAUCCCGUAUCGUUCCGGGGGCGGUGAUCGCAGCUGCCGAGGAUUAGCCCGAGCGGAGCGGAGCGUAGCGGAGCGCGGGGAGCCUUAUGUCAAGUCGGUUCGCGGUCGGGAGAGAGGCCGAUGACGACGAGGGGAAGGCGCGCCAACAUGAAGAAGCUAUUCUCGAAGAUCGACAACACGUCGAAGGAACCCAGCAGUUACCUGGGGAAAGUGUUCGUAGUGGGCCGACACACUGUCACAGUUGAGGAGGUCCUGGCGGAAGGAGGGUUUGCAAUUGUAUUUCUGGUCAAAGCUUCCGGUGGACGGUAUGCGCUUAAACGGAUUUACGUCAACAAUGAAUAUGAUCUCAACAUGUGCAAGAGGGAAAUACAAAUCGCCAGCAACUUGAGUGGUCAUAAGAAUAUCAUAGGAUAUGUAGAUAGUAGCAUAACUCACACCGGCGGAGGAGUACAUGAACUUCUACUGUUAAUGCCUUAUUGUAAAUCCCAGCUUCUUCAAAUGAUGAAUAACAGGUUGCAAACAGGUUUCAGUGAGUCAGAGGUUCUUCAGAUUUUUUGCGACGUCUGCGAAGCCGUGUCUCGGUUGCAUCAUUGCCAAACCCCCAUAAUUCAUAGAGAUCUCAAGGUGGAAAAUAUACUGCUCGCCGACAAUGGUAACUACGUUCUUUGUGACUUCGGAUCCGCGACAGGGAAGGUUCUUAAUCCUAGUGUUCACGGUACCGCGAUAGUCGAGGAAGAAAUCAAGAAAUACACCACUUUGAGCUACAGAGCGCCCGAGAUGGUCGACAUGUACUGCGGGAAACCCAUCACUACGAAAGCUGAUAUAUGGGCUUUGGGAUGUCUGCUGUAUAAACUUUGCUACUUCAUAUUACCAUUCGGCGAGAGUACGCUCGCCAUACAGUCUGGAAAUUUUACCAUACCGGAUAACUUGAGAUACAGUAAAGCUCUUCAUUCUUUGAUCCGAUACAUGCUCGAGCCGGAUCCCGACGUGCGCCCAGACAUUUACCAAGUGUCCGUGAUCGCCUUCCAAAUCCAAGGCAAGGAGUGUCCCGUGACAAAUUUACACAAAGUCCCAACACCGACGAUAGAGUCAUUACCGUGUCCACCCAUGGAUUCCGAAAACAUUAAAAGAUCGGCAUCCGUGAAAACUCCGAAGCCCACGCCAAUAACGGCGGUCGAGGGCACGUCCGUGACGCCGAGACAGAGACCGAAAGGACAAGCCGUUAGCACCGGCCCGAUCAAUCUAGGCGGCCAGAUCGUGGGACAGAUAUCGGGCCAAGGGAGCCAAGCGCAAAAUCCACCGGGCAAUUCCAUUUCUUACGUUCAAGUGUCGCCUCAUGUUUGCACUCCCAGUCAAAAUAUCCCAUUUGGCCAGUCACCGGGGCAGUCGGCGCAGUACAGUCAAUCUCAGAGCCCGAUGAUCAGCCACUCACCUUUGACCCAGCAGUCGCCCGUGACCGUUCAAGACAAGAACUCGUUUUACUUCGACUCGAGGCAGCACGACGCGCGAGCCGCGACGAACGUGAACGAGACAAAUCUGGAGGCUCUGUUCCCACCGUCAGGAUAUCCGGAUCCGUUCAAGGACGACGCGAGAGCGAUGCCACCGCCCGCCAAGAUACCACCUCCCGUAGCACCGAAACCCGCGAAGAUCCUCCCGAAACUCUCCAAUCCCAGUUAUCCGUCGUCCAAGUAUCCGCCGGUCGCUUCGAUGCCGUCGAAAUUGUCCAUUCCUCCCGCGGGGCCUAACAAAGCGGCUCCGACGGUCACGCCGCCAGCUCUACCGAAGCCGGUCAAUAAAACUGAGAGCUUGAGCCAGAACAUCAGUUCGAGCACGUCUCCGCCCGAUAGUCCGACAUUGGCGUCUUCACGGCACAGGAGAAACGUUAGUGACACGAGCGCUUUUAACAAAGCGUUUGCAACUGAAACCACUCAAUUCUUAGCACCAUAUGAGGCUUCCGUUAAGCCACGUGCCGAUGAUGCCACACCUCCAGAACUUCCCAGUGAUAUAAGGCCUUGUAUAGCAACUAGUGCCUCGCAUGUACGUGUUGGUGAACUUUCGAGCCUAAUAGGAUCAGAAGGGAGAUCAUUGAGCGCGGAUGUAGCUGCAUGGAAUCCGUUCGAAGAUGUACAGCCUUUUAAUCAGUUAACAGAGGAUCAUAUCUUUGGUGCUGAAUUCGAUAAAAUAAGAAGAGGGAGCAACACCAGUAUCAGCGGAGUGAAAAGUCGCGAAAGCCUCGUUAUGACGUACACCGAAUUACCGGAGGACCCCUUUGAAUCCGCACCCUUUAGCCUGCCAACAGGGAAGAAGAACAAAAUUGGAUCAAAGACUGCUGCUAUCGCUGGAGAUAAAUCGAGGGCGGCCUUGGCGCAGUGGAGCUCAGGGCUGGAGGAGCGCGACGGGAACGGCGAGAGCGGUACCAUCGUUAGCGGCGGCGGGGGUGGCGGAGUCGACGGCGGCGCCGGCCUCGUCGGCGGGCUCGACGACGAGGCGUCGUUGAUCACGGAGUCGAGCCCGGUCUCGCCGCCGUUCGUGCGCGCCCCGGCGGAGGACCGCUCCAAGUACGAGAAGCUGGCGUUCAACGCGGACGAGGUGUCGAGCGACAGCGACAACAACAAGGCCGGCGCCGGAACGGCGAAGGAGCGCGCGAAGAAAGCGAAGCGGAGGCGGGUGAAGAACGUGCUGAGCCGCGGCAGGAGGCGGGCGCACGACUUGGACAACGCGAACCCGCCCGAGUACGAGUCGGACGACUCGAUCGGUUCGGCGAGCGACCUGCGGGCGAUGAACGACGAGGAGGGCAACCAGGACGAGGAGCACGACGGCGGGGGUCGCGAGCGCACCAUCGACGAGACCGUGUCCGAGAGCGUGCGCACCUGCGGCAGCUCGGCGUACCACGCGGAAUGCGAGUCCGUGGCGACGCACGAGGACGACUACCGGAUGAAGAGGCCGAAGAGGCACUACCGGGAGCAGCAGCAGCUGCCGACCAUCGACGCGGACCCGAUCGUCGGCCACCAGUACGGCGAGAAGCCGCUGCUGCUCGACGACGAGCUCGACCCGGAGUCGAAGCCGGAGCAGUCGCACGGCGAUCCGUUCGUGCGCCAUCAGUACGGCUCGAAGCCGCUGCUGUUCAACGGCGACAGCUCGUCCGACGACAACGAGCGCUCCAAGUCGCUGAACAACGGCAUCUGGAAGAUGGAGGACGACGUGUUCGCCAUGGCGCCGUUCCCGAGGUCCAGCAGCUCGAGGAAGAGCAGCGACAGCCGCGGCAGCGAGCCGAGGAACGUCGACUUGGCCAGCGGCAGGAACUCGCCGUCGCAUAACUCGAAUCUGGUCACGCCGAUCUCCAGCUCGCCCCCGGCCACCGUCGUCCCGCCCACGGAGGUGUUCGUGGACGUGGAGGGCAAGGCGUCGACGCCCAAGUCCGUUUUGUCCUGCGUCCAGUACUCCAAGAGCAUCGCCGUCGCCGGUAAGAAGCCGAUCUAUGAGGAGGCUCCAGCGAGCUUCCACCAGCCCGUUCAGACGUCGCCGUCGGUGAAGAACAGUCCUCACCGCAUCGCCGAGGAGGAAGGGGAGGACGAGGACGCCGAGAAGGACCUCUUCGGCUCGUCUCCCUUCAGUCCCAGCGGCUUCACCAACCCCUUCAACAACGUCCGGCCCGGCUACGCGAGCAUCGACGCGCCCCCGCAGCCGGCCAUGUCGACGAUCCUCGGCUCCCCGGGCUCCGUCUACCUCGAUUACGCCAACGUCCCUCUGCAGCGUCCGCACAAUCCGGCGGACGCCUAUUACGUCACAUCCGCCGGCCACCCGACGACGGUCGCCUCCGCGUCCAAGUUCGGCAUGGUGACGGUGAACCAGCAGACCGAGCCGGCGGUGGACGCCUCCAAGGACCUCUUCGGCUCAAUUCCGUUCGAGGAGUUCGCCUCCUUGAAGAUCAACGAGCAGCAGCGCCCGACGUCCUUGGCGUUGCCGCAGCCCCACUCGACCAACUACGUCGUCGUCGAGAACGUGACGAGCCUGCCGACGACCGGCGGCAGCGUGCAGUCGCCGAACUCCGUGGUCCACCUGGCGGCCACACCGCCGACGUCGCAGCAGGCCACCUACACGAUCCAGCCGACCGCGCACACCGCCCGGAUCACGGUGCACGCGGUCAACAGCGUCUCGAAGGUGGACAUCGCGUCCGAUAUGAUAUCGCCCAUGUCGCCCGAGCCGCUGGUCGGCCCGGCGGACGACGACACGCCCAAGCACAACAAGCGGGACAAGUCCAAGUCCGACCGGUCCAAGUACCACCUGAUCAGCGAGAACCACGGCGACGUGGUGAACGUGCUGCCGGCGAAGGUGUUGUCGCACAAGACCAAGUCGGCGGGCCACAAGAAGACUCCGAAGGGCAAGAGGAGCUCCGCCGCCACCGCCGGCUUCAGCAACAUGAGCUUCGAGGAUUUCCCCAGCGACGAGAACGAGGAGAAGCAGGUGGCGCGCACCAAGGUGGCGCCCUUCGAGGUGAUACGAGAGCAGUCGGAGAAGCGGUUCGGCUCGUUGAAGAGGAGGAGCAAUCCGUUCACCUGAAAUGAGCUCUCCGCCGGGACCGGUUAGCGCGUGCCGCUCCGCUCGUUCCUCGCGGAGCGGCCACGGGGUGACGAGGUCGUCGAUCGUGCCGGCCGAUGCGUUGUUGCACGGAAGACUCAGUUAACGUCUACUCUCGGUUCUCGGGCCGAUAAGCUGCAUUCGGCAUUGUAAAUCUGAAACGCGAGCUAGCGAGCAGCGUCACCGAGUCGAGCGAACCGAGCGUGAAAGUAAAAAGCCCGUCCAGACGGGAAAGGUGUAAAUUGAAGGGACGAUUUUUCAGGUGAAAGAGCGAUCCGACAUUUUCGACUUGCAAUGCCGAACGCAGCUGUAAUGACGUCGAACAUUUCCAGUUGCGUCCGAAUAUCCGUGCUCGUCGUAACUCCUGAUCGUUCGGCGAAUCAGCGAGCGAUAUUCCAAAGCGGCGAUCGUGACAAACAAAUAUUUAGAAAUCGUGCGUCUGGUUGGAACUUUUCGAUGUCCAAGGAAUGGGACUGCAUCGGAACUGCUCCUGUUUCCUCACGGCAACCAUCUUGACUAUGUCGGAAGCGAGAGGAAACGUUUGCCCAAAAUUCUUGCGGAAUACGCGGAAAUAUAAAGGACACGUCCAUAAAACGAUACUUGUGAUCAACUGAGCACGUUGAAAAAAAUGGGCUAGAAGGAAAGUUGCGUGUCACAUUGACUUGGCCGUUUGAUUCAACGUGUCUCGCGAGAAUUUUUGGCACGCGUUUUCUCACUUCUGACGUCAUCAAACAGGACCAGGAGGCUUAAACAAUGUUCUGUGCUCGUAUCGCAGUUAGCGUACGACUGCGGGGAUGUUAACACGUUCGCUACCAACGUCGUACAUACAGGUGGUACGCCGUCUCUCCCUAGAAACCGGUGUCACGUGCGCGUUAUGUAUUAAAAAAAAAGAAGACGCUCAAUUCGCCUGUUUAAAACAUUUUAUGUGUGCGCAAGUGCAGACGCGCACUAUAUUCGAUGCAGACGCUAAAAAUGCAGCGUGCGCCAUUCGCGAGCGACAUUCAAUUUUAACGUGGUAGCGAACGCUAAUUGGUAAAAAGAAAACAAGAAAGGAAAACAUCAGGUUAUCCCUCACGAACACCGGGAGGACGCAGUCGACAGAACGCAGGUUGUUAUACACUGUUGUACAGAGUUUCAGGUUCGAGGUGGUUCGCCUUCUUCUUUCCUCAGCUUCGAGAUUGCGCGAAUUUGUCAGCGAUGCGAAAUGCUCGAAAUGAGCGGAUAUCGCGCCCGUUUACACAUCGCCCGUUUCCGAAAUACGCGUUUGUGAAAAAAUGCAGGACAAAGAGGAGCGGCGCGAUAUAAAUAAUUUGCGAAAAGGUUUUUGCACAUCGAUUCGUUAUUUAUUCGGGCAGAAUCGUCAUCGAAGUAAUAUUAACGGUAAAUUUACUCGAAUUUAAUUUAUACCUCUUUUAACGCGUGAUUUGUUUCCUCAAUUUAACGUUAAAGAAAAAAGUUGCAAGAUGGCGAUAUGUAUUUUAAAGAUAUUUUAAAGGUUGUAAAGACGCAGAGAAAUACUGCUGUUACACACACACACACACACACAUAUAUAUAUAUAUAUUUAUAUAUCAUGAUUCUCCGACAUUUGUACAUUUUGCCAGUUAUUUUCUCACAAACGUUGACAAGGCGAUGUGAUAACAGCUAGUAAAGCUACGUACGUUUAUAUCAGAAGGCAUACACACACAUACACACGCAUACUGCAUGAGUGAAUAUAUUUAUACAUAUAUAUACCCACAUGCCUAACUGACAAAUGCGCGAUGAAUCGUAUAAAAACGUGAUUUACACCAGUCGGAAAGUAUUAAUUCAUAUACUAUCACUUUUUAAUUACUUUUUGCAUUUUUAGAAGAUUUACACAAAGAAAAUGUGAGAGGAAAAGAGUGAAAGAGAGAGAGAGAGAGAGAGAGAGAGAGAGAGAGAGAGAGAGANAGAAGUAGGAACCAGAAAAAACUGACAGAAACAAAAGACAUUAUGUGGAGGGAGGUGUUGAUUUGUACGUUAAAGAAAGAACGAGACAAAAAGGCACUCUUUCCAACAUGUUUUAACUGAAACCAGGUUGUGGGAACUUGGCAGCUUGAUACCAAAAAUGAUAAAUAGGUAGAGAAAGCUCGUGCAUCUAUUUUUGCAGCUAAGUCUUUUCGCUACGUUUGUACUUUCAAAUUUGUAGAUUUCUACUAGUAAUACAAUCUACCACCAGCUCUUACGAAGCAAUUUUUCUAAGAGAAUUAUCUAAUUAAUUAUAUAUACAUCUGUAAAACGUAAUCCUGUAGCGAAGUUUAGCAUCGACGAAAGAGGUAGAGAUGUAAAGAGAGAGAGGGGGGGGGGGGAAGAAAGAAAUUUUUACCGUGUAUUCAUGGUCUCUCAAGGGAGAGAGAGAGAGAGAGAGAGAGAGAGAGAUCAUAUAUAUAUAUAGAGUAUUCCUUACGAAAACUAUAGUAAUACAUAGUUCACAGGAAAUCCGAUGUUACAAAGGCGCAGAUAAUAGCACGUGAAGUGUAACCUUUAUCAUAUAAACGUAACCUUUAUCAUAUAACAUUUAUCCGCGACUACGUUAAGAAAAGAAGAAAAGGAAGAACGAUACGUCGCGAAGAAACACACGAUCCGCCUAAAAGGGAUUGGCCUUAUCGUGUAAAGACUGACUUUCGUUUAACAGUCUCGAUUGAUGUUCAGAUUCAGCACAAGAUGGCUAUAGUUCUUUCAGGUGAUCGCUUAGAAUUCGACGACACAAUUAUGCACACGAGAUGCGAAUUGUCCAACUAUACUGAGAAACGACGUGGCUUUUGCACCGGUGAUAAUCAAGACCGUUGAACACGGUGUAGAAGUAGAAGUGUUAUUGGUGCUGGUUAGAGUAACGGUGCCAGUAGUAAUACUCAUACUAAACGUUUAUUUUUAUCACAAUGCUGAAUUCACGAAAACAUACAUACAGACACGCAGGUGUUUAAUUAUUACUCCGUCUAUACCGAGCUCGAACGAAAUAGGGAUGGGAUUUUUAUAACUUUCGAGAGUUAUCGUUUUAAUCGUAAAUUUUCUACUGCUAAUACUGCGCCUUUCUAAUCGAGUCCAAGGCGGACAAGAUCUAGUUCAGUGUAAAAAGAUGUGACAAUAUUCUAGAGAAGAGAAAUGUUUAUAAUCUAAGUGUUUUUAUGCGCACGCAUAUUACACAUACAUGUAUACAUAAAAAAAAGAGGAAAAGUGUAACAUAAUUUGUAGAUAUUAGCUCAUAUGAUUAGGUGCCUUCCUUUACUAAGUAGCGUUCGAAGCUUGCGGUCUUUGCUCUGUCUCGUGUAGUAUAUAAAAACGAAGAAAACCGAUAGUAUUAUAAGAGAGAAACAGAGUCAAUUGUAUUUGUAUGUAUAAGGGAUAGCAUCUGAAAGUUUAUUUUCAGUUUAGUUCCUAUGCAUAUA